Neohortaea acidophila is the source of this 1208-nucleotide messenger RNA. RefSeq lists its product as uncharacterized. The transcript has a single exon. Gene Ontology annotation, molecular function: oxidoreductase activity. Bases 245 to 1144 code for a protein of 299 amino acids. Lineage: Eukaryota; Fungi; Ascomycota; Dothideomycetes; Mycosphaerellales; Teratosphaeriaceae. The record is from RefSeq and is a predicted model, not a curated record.
GGUGAGAUGAGGUGAUGACUGAGGUUCCAAGCAUCGGCAGUUCCCUCCACUUUCGGCAUUGCGGGUCCAUCCAGUCUUGCCACGGCCAUGACGCAAGACUCAGGUGUCUGACAAAUGCGUGUUCUGGAGCAUUGAAUACUCCAAGCGAUCGCCUUCUCACCACGUAACUCUCCAUCUCUUCCUCUAUCCUCAAAAUCGUCGCACUCCGAGUUCAAACCACAACACCACCCCUCCUCCCACAAUCAUGGCCACCACCACCUCCAUCUUCAAGCACAUCGACCCCACCAGCUCGACAAGCACCAAACCGUGGGCCAAAGUCGACGGCCCAGGCAAAUCCUUCCAACAACUCGACCACACCCGCAAAGUCUACAACAUCCGCGGGCGCGAGCACGAAUUCACCACCGACAACAGCGGCUUCGCCGUCUUCCGCGAGCCCGCAAAAGAAAAGCUGUUCGAAGACGACGCCGCCGUGCGCGGCCCCUACUACGAUGAAGUGGUCGCGCUGCUGAAGAAGACGCAGCCUGGCGUCAAGAAGGUGGUGAUUUUCGACCACACCAUUCGGCGACGGAAGCCGGAUUCGCCGCGCCAGCCUGUACAGCAGGUGCAUGUGGAUCAAACGCCUGAGGCGGCGGCGGCAAGAGUGAGGCGGCAUUUGCCCGCCGACGAGGCGGAGGAGCUGCUCAAGGGGCGAUACCAGAUUGUCAAUGUGUGGCGGCCGAUUGAGAAUCCGGCGAGCGAUUUCCCGCUUGCUGUGAUUGAUUGGCGCUCUACAUCGCCCAAGGACUUUGUGCCUGUCGAUCUGAUGUACCCCAAGCGCGCCGAUUCUGCCAUGGAUGACGACGACCGUGGGAAGGAGAAGCUGCCUUCCGAGCAGACGUAUGACAGCGCGGAGGGGUAUGAGGUCAAGGGCGAGACGAUGGCUGUGGCGGCGAGCGAGCAACAUCGCUUCCACUAUGUUAAGGAUAUGACUCCCGAUGAGGUGAUGUUGCUGAAGUGCUUUGAUUCAUGGGGCGAUGCGAUGCCGAACGGCAAGAAGGGCAUUGCGGUCCGCACGCCGCAUACAGCUUUCAUUGAUCCCAAUACUCCGGAAGACGCGCCGGGAAGGCAGUCGAUUGAGGUACGAUGCUUGGUGUUCUACGAGUAGCCGAGUCGAGUAGAAUAGAUUGUGAAUUUUUAAACUUGUUUUAUCUGCUUGACACGAGCCUGGU